UGACACCUGAGGAGAAAGCCAUGAGGAUUGCCAAAGCUAUGCGUAAGCAGUCAUCAGAGGUAAAAGAGAAAUGGGAGAACCUAAAUGCCAGUGCCAGUAUCUGGCAGAAGCAAGUGGACAAAGCAUUAGAAAAACUGAAAGACUUGCAGUGUGCCAUGGAUGACCUCGAUGUUGACUUGAAGGAGGCUGAAAACGUGAGGAAUGGCUGGAAACCUGUGGGAGACUUGCUCAUAGAUUCAUUACCAGAACACAUUGAGAAAACUACAGCUUUUAGAGAAGAAAUUGCUCCCAUCAACUUGAAAGUUAAAACAGUGAAUGAUUUGUCCAGUCAGCUGUCUCCACUUGACCUUUAUCCAUCGUUAAAGAUGUCUCGUCAACUGGAUGAUCUCAAUAUGCGGUGGAAACUUUUACAGGUGUCUGUAGAGGAUCGCCUUAAACAGUUACAGGAGGCACACCGAGAUUUUGGACCUGCAUCACAGCACUUUCUUUCCACCUCAGUACAGUUCCCAUGGCAGAGGUCUGUUUCACAUAACAAAGUGCCCUACUAUAUCAA
Mesitornis unicolor (brown roatelo) is the source of this 553-nucleotide messenger RNA. RefSeq names its product utrophin-like. The transcript is spliced from 4 exons. The record is from RefSeq and is a predicted model, not a curated record. Gene Ontology annotation, cellular component: plasma membrane. Gene Ontology annotation, biological process: synaptic signaling. NCBI's taxonomy places the organism in Eukaryota, Metazoa, Chordata, Aves, Mesitornithiformes, Mesitornithidae. The annotation marks the transcript as partial. Gene Ontology annotation, molecular function: protein binding.